Messenger RNA from Aspergillus caelatus, 1482 nucleotides. Its product is annotated as GTR/RAG family Ras-related GTP-binding protein. NCBI's taxonomy places the organism in Eukaryota, Fungi, Ascomycota, Eurotiomycetes, Eurotiales, Aspergillaceae. Bases 272 to 1357 code for a protein of 361 amino acids. Gene Ontology annotation, cellular component: fungal-type vacuole membrane; nucleus; Gtr1-Gtr2 GTPase complex. The transcript has 6 exons. The record is from RefSeq and is a predicted model, not a curated record. Gene Ontology annotation, biological process: regulation of autophagy; cellular response to starvation; positive regulation of TOR signaling. Gene Ontology annotation, molecular function: GTPase activity; GTP binding.
AGCUCUGGUCCUGCCAUUCCACACACGCAACCCACCCAAGUAACCUGUCUUGAAAUAAAUGUUUCUUUUCUUUCCCCUGACCAGCUCUCUGAAUACCAAAUCUGCACAGUAGCCUGUGAAAUUUGCAUGCUUUUCUUUGUUGCUAGGGAUUAAAGUGUGGUGCGUCCCUGGUGGUGGCUGGUUAAUUCACUACGAAUCUUGAAACAACAGCACUAAAGCUCUUCCUUUAUCUGGUUACUUGAUUAGUGUUUGACAACAAAUAGUUGACUAUAUGGAGCCGGCAGGACAUACGGCGCAGGCGAAGCCGGGGCAGGUUUCCACCGGCAAGCCUCAAGAUGCCAAACCCCGUCUGUUAUUGAUGGGCCUCCGCCGGAGCGGGAAAUCCUCGAUCGCUAGUGUCGUUUUCCACAAGAUGCCUCCUAACGAAACGCUCUUUUUGGAGUCAACGACUCGCAUCCAAAAGGAUUCCAUCCACUCGUUCAUGGACUUCCAGGUUUGGGAUUUUCCUGGUCAGCUCGAGUAUCUGGAGCCAUCUUUCGAUCUCGAAGACAUUUUCGGAAGCCUUGGUGCGCUCGUCUGGGUCAUUGAUGCACAGGAUGAUUACCUGGACUCGGUCGCGCGCCUAAACCGCACCAUCCUGACUGUCCAGCAGUAUUACCCUAACAUCAACAUCGAAGUCUUCAUUCACAAGGUUGAUGGACUCUCGGAAGAGUACCGUACCGAUACAUUCCAGGAUAUCGUACAGCUCAUUUCGGAUGAGCUUAGCGAUGCUGGGUAUGAGAAUGCCCCUGUCCACUAUUACCUCACGUCUAUCUAUGAUUACUCUGUCUUUGAGGCAUUCAGCAAGGUUAUCCAGAAGCUGAUCCCAAACCUAUCGACUCUGGAGAACCUAAUCAACACCCUCGGUAACAAUUGUGGAUUUGAGAAGACCUAUUUGUUUGAUGUUCUCAGCAAGAUCUACAUUGCUUCAGAUACUCGCCCAGUGGAUAUGUCCUGCUAUGAGAUGUGCUCGGACUAUAUCGAUGUGAUUGUGGACAUCUCAGAACUUUACUCAUGGGACCACCCCGACCGCAAGCCAAAAGGCGAGCAAAAUCAAGAGGCAGAGAGCCAUGUGGUUCUGCACGACGAGACCAUGAUCCAUUUGAUGGAAAUGAACAAAUAUCUUUGUCUCGUGUCUGUCAUACGCAAUCCUGAGGCGAAGGAGAAGAAGGGUUUGAUUGAUAUGAAUUGCCGUACUUUCCAGGAGGCCCUCAAUGAUGUCUUUUCUCGCAGCUGGGAACAGGAUCAGGAAGGGUCCGAACAGGGCCAGGCGCAGGGGCAGGUGACAGAGCAUGGCGAGCCAGGUUCGAAUAACUGAUAUCAAAAGUGUUGCUUCUAUGGCGUUGGAACAUCUACGGAGUAGUAGUCCACUAUUUGCCUACUGUAGCACUUUGAGAAGCGUAUCUUACACACAAUACCAUUUUCUGUGUCGAAGCUUCCUCA